GCCCAGCCAACCGAGCCUCUUCUUCGUCUAGACGCGCUGCGCUUUUUGAUAGACACGUUCCGUUCCUCCUGCCAUGCCCCUCUAGUAUAUCGACUUGCCCAGAGGAAUGCGCAUGCUCGCCUCCGAGUCGCUCGCAUUCAUUCUCUCCUCACUUUUCUCGAAGCCUCAUCGCUCAACGUCUCUCCCUACCAGAACCAGCACAUCCGACGACUACCGUCCAUUUGCCACAAGACGCACCCAUGCUCGCCAUACAACGUCCCAGGAUGGGUUCGACGCAGCCGUCAGACCCGAAUUUGCCCUUCGGCUAUGCCGUUGAUUCUUCUCAAGACUUCUUCCUCGACCCCCCCGAGCCCGCCCCCGGCGCACCUCUCCUCUCCGACAAUGACACCAAGCUACUCAGCUCCUUCUUCGAGGACAUGACGGCGGACCACUACAACCUACCAUCAUUUGGUGAAGGCCUCAACUUCAGUGAUGCCUGGUUGGAUCUACCACCCCAGUUUAUGGGGACAGCCACGUCUUUUGGCCAGUCGCCCGCACCACCACCGCUCGCCUCCCCUGGUCAUGCCAUGACCCAUACUGACUUUUCCGACAUGAUGUCAAUGAGCUCAACUUUGAUGCCACCGCCUCCCCCUCCUCCGUCACAGCAGCAGCAACAACAGCACCACCACCACCACCACCACCACCACCAGCAACAUCAGCAGCAACAGCAACCGCAGCAUCAGCCGCAAUCACACCCGUCACUCGAACAGCAUGCCUCAGCCGAUGUUCUCCAAGCUGCCAGCACACUACUACACAACGGUUCAUCGUCGAGAUCAAACGCGAGCGGGUCUGGGCCGAUGUUUGGCAGCAGUAGUAGGGAUAUGCCGCACUCUCUCGGGCCCCCAGUCGGUCACCUCAGACAUCAGCCUAUGGAGGAUUUCAAGCGUGCUGAGCGCGGCAGCAUAGCUCAGGCUAGCCUCGUUGACGACCACGAGAGCACCUUCGCCGACAUGUUUUUCGGUCCCGCUCCGGGAGAGAGGGUUUCCGCACAACGGGCAAACCAGGCUGCUAAUAUUGAUGUCCAAUGGGGCUCGGAUGCUCGCUUCAACCGCUCCAACAGUUUCGUCCCGGACCCAAAAGAAACGUACGAUGCUUUAUCCAAAGUCCAACUGAGAUAUAUGGAGUGCCUCGAGCCAAGUCAAAGCACGGAUAACACUCGCCCACCGAGCCCCAACGGCGAGCAUGCGUUGGGAAAGGGACACAGUCGAAAGUCUUCGGAGAUUCUAAAAAAGGAGGAAGACGCGGACGCUCCUCCACGGAAGAGGAGGAAGAGCAGAAAUACAAAGGAAGACCUCGACGAAGACGAAGAGGAAAAUGGUAUGGCAACAAAGGCGGCGAGGAAACGCAAGACCAAGGUCGACUCGAUCCCCGCUACAUCACCAACUGAAAACGGCACAGCCGGCAGAAGACGCAAGUCGGGCACGGGAGGGGCCAAGCCACCCCGCGAGAAUCUGACUGAAGCACAGAAGCGAGAGAACCACAUCAAGAGCGAGCAAAAGCGCCGAACCCUGAUCAAGGAAGGCUUCGAUGACCUCUGUGAACUCGUGCCAGGCUUGAAGGGAGGCGGCUUCAGCAAAAGUACCAUGCUGACCAUGGCCGCCGAGUGGCUCGAAGAUAUAAUGAAGGGCAACGACGAGCUCAGGGCUCAGGAAACCGCCCUUGUGAUCCGGUAACGAGAACGUAACUAUACCCUGGAAAUACGGCCGUUAUAACAUGGGCUUACCACUGGUGCACUUCCUACCCCAAGAGACGAUGUCCGAAUAUGGAGCAUGAGGUCUAUGUAUCACAUCGUUGGAACACUGUCUUUAUGUGGCUAGAUGAAGAACACAUUAAAGCAGGGGUUUCCCGAAGGGCAGCAAGUUGGAUGAUGAUGAGAGUGAUUUAUGAGUAUCCCGGCCUUGAUGCGGGCCGUGUAUGGGAGGCGACGAUGAUUUACAUGCGGAACCAGAUUUACCCAGAUUCACCACUGUUUAUC
Molecule: messenger RNA, 2014 nt
Organism: Colletotrichum navitas
Lineage: Eukaryota; Fungi; Ascomycota; Sordariomycetes; Glomerellales; Glomerellaceae
Product: helix-loop-helix DNA-binding domain-containing protein
Exons: 2
Coding region: 240-1712 (490 amino acids)
Biological process (GO): regulation of transcription by RNA polymerase II
Molecular function (GO): RNA polymerase II cis-regulatory region sequence-specific DNA binding; DNA-binding transcription factor activity, RNA polymerase II-specific; protein dimerization activity
Source: RefSeq, a predicted model, not a curated record